AUGGCGAUCCUUGAGCCUACACAGAAUCCGUUCCAGGCGCUCGUCACCUCUCUCAGCACCAUACUCGGUCCGAGCUCGGGAAUAGAUUCAUCCGAUGUCGAUGAGAACGAGCUGCAGAAGUUGAUGGAGGAGUACGUCUCGAACGAGGAUGAAUGGAAACAGUACUUCUUCCCGGACCCAGGCAUGAGUUACACGCGGAACCUGGUCGACAAAGGGAACGGCAAAAGUAAUCUUCUUAUUCUGGUGUGGUCACCUGGAAAGGCGAGUAGGAUCCACGACCACGCCAAUGCCCAUUGCAUCAUGAAGAUUCUCAAAGGCAAACUCACCGAAACCCGCUUCGAAUGGCCGACUGUCGCACUUAACAAGAAGGAACUGAAGCCGCUGGACGUCAUCUCCGAGAAAACGUAUGGCCAAGAUGAAGUCACAUACAUGUCUGAUAAGCUUGGGUUGCAUCGCAUAUCGAAUCCCGACCCGGAAGAUUAUGCGGUGUCAUUGCAUUGUAAGUUUUGGAGUGGGUAUGUGCUUGUAUUUGUGCUAAUGAAAGUAGUGUAUACACCUCCGAAUGCAGCUGUGUAUGGUUGUCGCAUCUUCGAUGAGAAAACAGGGACAUCUUCUCAAACUAAGGGUUGUACUGUUUAUUCGGAGUAUGGACAGAAAGAGGCGUCGCCAUCACUUUGA
Periconia digitata is the source of this 678-nucleotide messenger RNA. The record is from the annotation of a GenBank genome assembly. Lineage: Eukaryota; Fungi; Ascomycota; Dothideomycetes; Pleosporales; Periconiaceae.